AGGGAACUCUUGUGGCACACAUCGACGCGACACUCCCACACGCUACACGGCCUCUCGGUCUCGGCGGGGGGCCGGCAGCAACAAACCGGGCAGCAGCACGGCAGCAAUGGCGUCGAGUUCGACCCUGGAUUUGGCGAUGGGCCCCGGCGUCCUCGUCCCCCGCAGCGCGGUCCCAUACGCCUCCUUCGCUCGAGGAAGGGGAAGGAGCGCGAGCGGGAGGAGGAGCAGGAAUCUGGUGCUCUCCGCUUCCUUCUCCAACGGUGCAGCAGUGCCAUCCCUGACAACAGACUCAGAGAAGAAGGGCCCAGUGAUAAUGGAAAUUCCACUGGACCAAAUCCGGAGGCCACUGAUGCGAACGCGUGCCAAUGAUCCAGUCAAGGUGCAAGAACUCAUGGACAGUAUCCGUGUCAUUGGCCUCCAAGUACCUAUUGAUGUGCUGGAGGUCGAUGGGGUCUACUAUGGCUUCUCUGGAUGCCACCGCUAUGAGGCUCACCAGCGCCUUGGUCUGCCAACCAUCCGCUGCAAAGUUCGUCGUGGGACAAAAGAAACACUGAGGCACCAUAUGCGAUGAGUUGGAUGUUAUUGAUGGCCACAUCAGCUACAAAGUGAUCUGUGUAUCUAGAGCUUAAACAGAACCUUCUAUGGGUUUUUUUUUCCAUCGUCUGUAAUUCUCCAUACCUGUAAAUGUUGCCCAAACAGAGUUGUGAAUAGUACUUCUGUACUCAGCAGCAAGAGGAAAUGUUAAUUCUGCCAACAACAUUCUUUUCGAUAAGUGGAUCUUCCAUUUACAUGGGGUAGCA
Sorghum bicolor (sorghum) is the source of this 800-nucleotide messenger RNA. RefSeq names its product sulfiredoxin, chloroplastic/mitochondrial. Gene Ontology annotation, biological process: cellular response to oxidative stress. Gene Ontology annotation, molecular function: sulfiredoxin activity. The record is from RefSeq and is a predicted model, not a curated record. Bases 107 to 571 code for a protein of 154 amino acids. Gene Ontology annotation, cellular component: cytoplasm. The transcript has 5 exons. Lineage: Eukaryota; Viridiplantae; Streptophyta; Magnoliopsida; Poales; Poaceae.